Nilaparvata lugens (brown planthopper) is the source of this 2838-nucleotide messenger RNA. Its product is annotated as protein PFC0760c-like. The transcript has 2 exons. NCBI's taxonomy places the organism in Eukaryota, Metazoa, Arthropoda, Insecta, Hemiptera, Delphacidae. Bases 178 to 2586 code for a protein of 802 amino acids. The record is from RefSeq and is a predicted model, not a curated record.
UUCGAAUAUAUUCAAGUCGAUCUAAUCUAUUUCGAGAAAUUUGUAGAGGAAAAUCAAAUCAAAAUGUCUUGAUACAGUAAUUGUUUCGGAAAAUAUGAAGGCGGACUAUUUGAUCUAUUUCGAGAAAACUGUAAAGGGAAAUUCACGAUCAAAAUAUAGAUCUAAUUAAUACAUGAGAUGUUACCGGAAUUUACAAGGCAUGUUUCAAAAGUAGCUUCUUCUGUUGUGCUAAUUUUGCUGGGUUUGCAUUUUGAGAGUCUGCUGUGUUCACCUAUGCUUUAUCAUCAGGGAAAAGAUGGAAGGUCGGGAUAUUUAUUGAGAGCUAAGAGAUCUCCUCAAAUGGGUGUACCUGGAUCAACAGUAAUCGGUCCUGUAACUUCAGGACAUGGAAUAUUUAUCUAUGGAGGAGUUAAUAAUACUAUAGUUUAUUUGGACAAUGAGAUCAUUGUAAACAGAUAUCAAUGGAAACCAGGAGAAGAUACGGGAAACAACACGAAAAAGCCUUGUGGUGAUACUGGGAAGGAUAGGGGGGAUACAAAAGUGCAUGGGAAAGAUACAAAAGGGGAUGGGGAUGAUACAAAAGUGCAUGGGAAUGAUACAAAAGGGGAUAGGAAUGAUACAAAAGUGCAUGGGACUGAUACACAAGUGACUGGGAAUGAUAGAAAAGGAGAAAAUGGGGAUGAUACAAAAGUGAAUAAGGAUGAUACAAAAGGGACUGAUAAUAAUACAAAAGGGAUUGACAAUGAUACAAAAGAGACUAAAAAUGAUACAAGAGGGACUGGAAGUGACACAAAAGAAGAGACUAAUGAUACAAAACAUCCAAGGGACAAUGAAAGAACGGCUGAGAAUAAUACUAGAUUUGAAGGAAAUGAUCAAAAUAACUAUAACAACGAUGAAAAACUGGAUCUUCUGGAACAAUUCCUUGUUUUUCUGCGUUAUCUCCUAGAUAAUCUGGAAAAUUCUCCAGUAAAUCGUGAUAAAAAACUUGAAGAGGACACUAAGAAGAUGAUAGAUGAAACACAAAAGUUAAUUGAUGAUGCAAAAAUGGAAACUGAUGAAAAACUAGAUCUCCUGGAACAAUUCCUUCUAUUUUUGCGUUAUCUCCUGGAUAAUUUGGAAAAUGUUCCAGCAAAUCAUGAUAAAAAUCUAGAAGAAGAUACUAAGAAGAUGAUAAAUGAAACACAAAAGUUAAUCGAUGAUGCAAAAAUGCAAACUGAUGAGAAACUAGAUCUCCUGGAACAAUUCCUUGUCUUUUUGCGGUAUCUCCUAGAUAAUUUGGAAAAUUCUCCAGUUAAUCAUGAUAGAAAACUUGUAGAAGAUACUAAGAAGAUGAUAAAUGAAACACAAAAGUUAAUUGAUGAUGCAAAAAUAUCAGCAAACGAUACAAAGAUGGAGAAGGAUACCAUAAAGUCAGGAGAACAAAUGAAUAAUACAAAACAAGAUGUGAAUGAUACAAAGACCAAUGAAAAGGGUACACAAACGGAUGAAAAUGAUACAAAAAUUGAUGGAAAAGGAACAGGAACCAAUAAAAAUGAUACAAAAUUGGGCUAUACUGAUAACAUGAAAGGUGUAAAGACAGAUAGAAAUGAUACAAAUACAACAAAAGAUGAUAAUAAUGUAAGUAAUGGUACGAAUACAUCUGACAAUGUUACAAGUGAUAGUAGAAAUGAUACAAUUAUAACAAAGGAUGAUAUGAAACUUUCUGGAAAUGAUACAAAAGAAGAUGUGAAUAAUAUGAGGGAAGAUAUGAAUAAUACAAAACAAGUUACAGAUGAUGGAAAACUAGACAGGAAUGAUACAAAACUCGACAGGAAUGAUACAAAACAAGACAAGAAUGAUACAACACUGGGAGGAGAUCAUACAAAUCAUGAUAAUGAUACAAGACUUGAUAUCAAUGAUACACAUCAUGAUAGAAAUGAUACAAACCAUGAUAAGAAUGAUACAAAUCAUAGUAGAAAUGAUACAGAAUCACCUGGAAAUAUUGAAAACAAGGGAACGAAAAAUUCUACCAUUGAAAAUUUGUAUGAAGAUGCCGUGAAUCUCUUAAGAGAUGUUGAACAGAUGAAGAGAGACAACGAUAAUAUGUUGAUGGAAAUUAAGAGAAUGCUAGAGGAAAACAGAAAAAUGGCUGAAGAGAACCAAGAAAUUUUGAAGAAUCUUACAAAAUAUUAUCAACACUAUGAAGAGAAGAGACAAAAUGAUGGAAAAAAUAGAACAGAAACACAUAUAGAUCAUAAACAAUCAACUGGGAAUGAUAGAAAAAUAGAUGAGAAUGAUUCAAAGAAAAAUGAAAUGGAUACACAAACACAUGAAAAAGCUACACAGACGAAUGAAAAUGAUACAAAUACAGAUGAAAAUGAUACAAAAGAGAAUGGAAAUGAUAAAGAAACCGAUGGAAAUGAUACAGAAACCGAUGGAAAUGAUACAGAAACUGAUGGAAUGAUACAGAAACCGAUGGAAAUGAUACAGAAACCGAUGGAAAUGAUACAGAAACCGAUGGAAAUGAUACAGAAACCGAUGGGAAUGAUACAGAAACUAAUGGAAAUAAUACAGAGACUAAUAAAAAUAAUACACAAACUAAUGUAAUAAAACAUCAUAAAAAGCCCCCAAAAAAACCAAACAAAGGACACAGUCGGAAUGAACAUAAAUUUGACCCCUACUGGCAGAAAACGGACUGGUAGAAAAUAAUAUGAUAAAUUAUAUAGAUAAUAAAUGGAAUAAUUAAUUCCAGAAAAUAAUAGAACAAACUAAUAAAGAUACAGAAACUGAUCAGUCUGACAAAUUGAUAACAUAUAGCAUAUAAUAUAGUGGUUCAUGAACUAGAAUAGUGUACAAAUA